AUGAGUAAAAAGAAAGCAACCAAAAAACCACCGACAUUCGAAUUUCCAGAUUUCUAUGACUAUCCACCAUUCUGGACUCUUCAAACAAAUAGCCAGACUAAAAAGCAGCAGUUAGACCUUUGGGCGAGUUUUAUUUGCGCAUACACAAAGUUUUACAAAAAGACAGAAAUUGAUAUGAUUCAAGCCUUAGAUGCACCAUUAUUCAAUAACCAAAAAUUGGGAAGAAGAGUUUCCCAACAGAUGAUGACAGAAAUCAUAGACUACAUGGUUCAAUCAGAGAAUGCUAAAUGGUUAGAAAGUACAAAAACACGUGCUAGAAUCAUUUGGAGAACUACUCAACAAAUUGGAGACAUGGUUCGCCAGUACUUAGACAAUAUUGGUUCUCUUAAUACAAUGAUGACCUACGAAGAACUUAUCAAUGGCGAUGAGACCGAAGGCGAGGGAUUCCAUGGAUUAAGUGCAGACGAAUUCCAUGAUGCAAUGACUUUCAUGGAGAGCAAGGGAAGGUGCAAGAUUAUUCCUGGUUCCAGUUUGGUAGAAUAUGGUGUUAAAUUCUUUUAG
Molecule: messenger RNA, 561 nt
Organism: Trichomonas vaginalis G3
Lineage: Eukaryota; Parabasalia; Trichomonadida; Trichomonadidae
Product: protein transport to vacuole protein
Exons: 1
Coding region: 1-561 (186 amino acids)
Biological process (GO): protein transport to vacuole involved in ubiquitin-dependent protein catabolic process via the multivesicular body sorting pathway
Cellular component (GO): ESCRT II complex
Molecular function (GO): protein homodimerization activity; structural molecule activity
Source: RefSeq, a predicted model, not a curated record